UGCAAAAUGAGUCACUAGAAUAAGUGGUACUUUUUGUAGCUGCAAAUUGUACACCAUAAAAAGUACAAUUGUAACCACUAGUCCAUUCCUGUUGUUUUAUUUACAUUUUUCAAUAAAUAAAUGUUAAUACAGUAAAAUGGAUUGUGCACCUUUAAAUUUGGCCCAUUUCCACGAAAGAAGAGCUGAUAAGUUAAUCAAAAGACAUCGUUACGAGGAGGCUUUUAAGGCAAUAGAAACAUCACUUUUGUAUUUAGAUGACGCAUAUAAAAACGUAAAGAUACCCAAAGCCCUGGAAGUAUUGAAUACGCAAAAAUGGGACUAUGAACGUAAAUUGAAACAAAUUCAAAUGCGUAAAAUACAAUAUGAAAGAAUGAAAUCAAAAGAAAUUGUUCCAUCGGUGCAAAUUGAAGUGGCCCCCAAUAAUAGUAAUAAUUUGAAAACAGAUAUUGUGAAUGCACAAUCGAUUGCCAGGUCUAUAGAUAAAACAAUUAAAGAGUUCAAUGAUAAAUAUGGUAGUACGUUGAUGGAAAAUAUACAGCGCAUGGAAACGCAGACAGUAAAGGAAAACAAUGAUGGCAACAAAAUGACACAAGAGCAAAUAGCUAAACUUUCCAUCGAUAAUACCAAAGAAAUGUUAGCGGAAAACUUGGAAACCAACUUAAGACGUUUAAGCUUAAUGGACAAUCAUUUGCUAAGCACAGAUGAUGAUUUGCCCUCUUUAGCUCCUUUAGAAUUGCCAUCUUUUGAUUAUAGCGCUUUUGAUGUAGCCUCAACUAGUGGUUUAGUGGAAAAUUUUCAAAAGUAAUAAGCAAAAUUUAAAUUUUUUAUUUGUGAUCUCUCUGUUUAA
Molecule: messenger RNA, 847 nt
Organism: Lucilia sericata (common green bottle fly)
Lineage: Eukaryota; Metazoa; Arthropoda; Insecta; Diptera; Calliphoridae
Product: nuclear receptor-binding factor 2
Exons: 2
Coding region: 137-805 (222 amino acids)
Biological process (GO): autophagy
Source: RefSeq, a predicted model, not a curated record